UUACUUUCUGUUUCAGUUCUGCUCCAAGUUGUUGCAGUAUGGGGCGUGUAGUUUCACUUUCUUUUUCGCCUACAUCUCCCAGCGUCUCCCCAUUAAAUCCACUCAGUUCCUUUUAUGUUCUGCACUGUGCCAUGAUCAUGCCUGGGAAAAAGCACUGAUAUUUACCUGCUUUUGCUGACUCCUGAUCACCUGGAUUAAAGCAUCCAGCCCUGGACUCGUGGAUGUAGCGUUCAGGUCAGGCGUGAUCUGCAAACAAUCCCAACUUUCCUUUGCACUGAAAUCAAAAGCGAAUCCGGUUAAUCCAGUCUCUCAGGAGCCUUUGUUGAGUUCGCCUGAAUGCAGGGAUGGUAAGGAAAGUAAAGCUACAGAUAUAGUGUGCUAAAUUUUGGGAUAUUGAGUUGGAGUGGAUCGCCAUGGAGCUCCGGGCGGCUUCAGCGGACGCGCAGCAGCAGCUGGCCGGUGACAGGACGCACGAGUCCCGCAUGGACGAGUACCUGCGCUCGCUGGGUUUUUACCGCAAAAAGAUCGCCAAGGAUGGGUCAUGUCUGUUCAGAGCCGUGGCAGAACAGAUACUGCAUUGUCAGGGUUUACACACACAAGUGCGGGCGGCCUGUGUGAAUUAUCUUAGACAGAACAGACCUACUUAUGAGCUGUUUAUCGAAGGCAACUUUGAGAAAUACCUGGAGAAUCUACAGGAUCCUCAGAGCUGGGUUGGACAGGUGGAGAUCUCUGCAUUGGCUGAGCUCUAUAAGCAUGAUUUUAUUAUUUUUCAGGAGCCUGAUCAACCGCCUGUUAACCUCACAGAGAACGGCUUCACUCAUAAGGUGCGCCUGUGCUUCCUCAACGGAAACCAUUACGACAGUGUUUACCCUGAAUCCUUUGAGAAAAAUGCUGCUGUAUGUCAAUCGAUCCUGUACGAGCUGCUGUAUGAGCGAGUGUGUGGCGUCGAACGCAACGUUGUGGGAUCAUGUGUGAAAGGAGGACGAGGACGAGAUAGACAGGACUCAGAGGAGUGCAAGAGCAGUGAGGAGUCUGAGCUGGAGGAAGACGACUUCUGGUCUACUGAACCCAGAGAGAAGACGAGCAACGGGAUGAAUGCCAGACCACCGCAAAGGGGUCGUGGGAGGGGCUACUCAAGAGGAAGGGGGCGGGAAUUUUUGUCCACUAAGGUGCAGAAGUCCCUAAACCCCACCCUCUACAGGAACGUGGAGUAUGACGUGUGGCUCCGUUCGAAACGACUCCAGCAGCAGCGAGACUUCUGCAUUGCCGCAGGGAUGCAGUACUCAGUCGGAGACAAGUGCAAGGUGCAGCUGAGUGGCAGCAAUCGGCUCUAUAGUGCUUAUGUUAAAGAAGUCAGUCCAGACAAUGGGCCAGUCACUGUCUUUAUUGAGGAACUCAACAAACAGCAAACGGUGCCGUUGUUAAACUUGCGUCUUCCGUCUGAAGAGCCUCAGUCUUGGCACACGGUGUCAGAGAGGGGAAAAAGACAAGCUGCGCCAAACAAUGGUGCGCAAAUUCCUUCGGAAUGGGAAAGCAGAGGAGGUCGGAGGCCAAACAGAAUGCAGUCUCAGUCGGCACCCAGCGUUCGUGUACAUAAGCAACACUCCUGGCCUCCGCAGGCCACAACUGAUGAUGCAAGAAACAAGUUCAGACGGUCUGAUCAGCGCAGCAGUCCUGUGUGUAUUCUGCCAGAAGAGGAAGAGGAAAGCGUUGUUUUGGAGCUUCUGCACAAAGAUGAGCACAACUUCCCCUCACUUGGACCCAGCCCCCAAACGGCCACUCCUGGUGAGGUCAUAAAGAAAGGAGGGGAAAAGAAAAGCCAUCGGAAAAAGGAACAGAAGGAGAACUUCAUGGAGACAGAAGCAUCUCAGAAGCCUUUACAGAGGCAGAAGAGUGGGACUGAAGAAAAACAUGGGAUAAAGUUUUCUGAGGAACCAAGGCAAAGGUCUUCUUCAACAAUAAACGAGAAAUUACAAGAGAAACCUAUCCCUGUCGCUGCUUCUCCACCUUCACCUGCUAUCUUCUUAUCUGGUCCCAAAACACCCAUUUCUUCAUCUAAUUCUGCCACUUCCCCUGAUCCUAACCGGUCUGCUCCUGAGGCAGUUAAAAAGGCAACCAUCCAACCUAAGUCUAGCCCUGCUCAAAACCCUGACAACAGUCAUUUGGAACCAGUGUCAACUUUAGCCUCUUUACAGCACAUCUCUAGGGUAGCACCAGUCUCAGAAACCACUCCUGCCUCGCAGUUUAUCUCUGGUGCAGCACCAGUGUCAGUUGUCCCACCUGCCUCACAGUCUAUCUCUGCCACCACUCCUGCCCCACAGUCUAUCUCUGCUGCAGCACCAGUUUCUGUUUCCACCCCUGCCUCAGACUCUAUACUUGUGGCAGCACCAGACUCAGCUACCACCCCUGCCUCACAGUAUAUCCCUGGGUCAAGGGCAGUCUCAGUUAGCACCCCUGCCCCACAGUCUAUCUCUGGGGCAACAGCAGUCUCAUCUAACACCCCUACCCCACACUCCAUCUCUAGGGCAACAGCAGUCUCAGUUACUGCUCCUGCUCCACACUUCACCUUUGUGGCAACAGCAGAAUCCAUUUCCACCCCUUCCCCACACUCUAUCUCUGGAGCAACAGCAGUUGCCACCCCUGCUCCUAUUCAAUCUGCACCUGCACUAAAUUCUACCAAACCCUCAUUCCAAAUGGCCCAAUUGCCUACAGUGGAGCUCCUGCCCAGAACUGAAGCACCAUCUCAGUUCACCUCGGUUGAAUUGGUUGCAUCUCAGAUCACCCUAGUCCCUUUACCUACUUCUACCCCAACCCAAACUACUCUGGCCCCUACUUGCCCAAUCCCAGCUGCCCCAGUUGAAUCCAGCUUGUGCAUUCAAACUUUGCCACCAGCCAAUACUUCUACUCUAUCCCCAACACCAUCAUCCACAAUACCGAUUUCUGCACAGGCUCAGGUUGCUACCCCUGUAUUAGAUUCCCCAGGCUUGUCUUCUACCCCACAUCCUAUUCAUGCAAACAAUGCUCCACCAAUUCCCAAAAAGACUGUUGAUCCUCAAACCACUAUGAUGCCAGUCCCUCUUCCCCAUGCUGCUCCCACCUCUAUCUCCCCAUCUAUUGGUUCUGCUAAUGCUUCACCUCCUGACUUACCUCUAGUCUCUCCAAAAGAAUCAGUCCCAUCUGCUUGUGAAACAUCAACCAUACCUGCCUCUGGUGCAGCGCCUGUUGUUGACCACCCAUCCCAACCCCAACACCUGCCCUUUCCUCAAGUCCAGUGGUCUCAGCUCCUACAGGACCCAGUUUAUCCAGGAUUUCCACAGAAUGAGAAGGGACAGUUGGAACCACCUCCACCGUUUUCCUACUCCCAGAAAGGAGAGGACCUACCGAAAGAUAUUAGUGUCCUCAAGUUCUUCUUCAACCUUGGGGUCAAGGCUUACACCCAGCCAAUGUUUCCUCCUAUUGUAUAUCUGGCACCACUGAACCAAGCCUACCUUAGAGGUCCUUCUCCUUCCUCUGACUCUCCUGCUAAUCCCACCAUAACUUCGUGGCAGCCAGAAAACCCUUCUUCUCAGCCUCAAAGUUUGAGCUCCAUGGUUGACACCCCAUUGGACAGCCAUGCUCCAAUUGCACCUGUAGCAGCUGGUAGCAGUCCUGUUGAUCCCAUAGAGGUAAGAGGAUACAACGAUCCUCCAUCGAUUCCAAUGCAUGUGCCACCAAGACCACCAAUGCCUUGGUCAGCUCCUUCUGUUUCAAGUGCCUAUCCUGGGGGUUACCCAACUACUCCUCCAGUGCAGUUUUCCACACCUCCAUAUCCACCCCCUGGGAAUCAGAUGUAUCCACCAUCAUCUGUUGGAUACCAUCGUAUGCCAUUUCCACCAAUGCCUUUAGAAGCAAUAAACCAUGGGCCUCAUGGUCCGAUUGAUGUCUUGCCUUUUGCUCGCCCCACACUUGAAAGAGGUCAAGAGAAUGGUCAGUUGUCAAUAAACCCCCAAUUUAGGUCUGUACAGAACUCUGCUGGCUUUCCUGGAGGCCAACCUCAUUUUUUGAGUGGUGUAGAUUUCAAGUCAGUAGAUACUCCUGUUUCUCUGGGUGGAAUGGAACCUCCUCCUUAUGGUGGACACUGUUCGGUACCAUCUUUUCAGAUUGGCCCAUUGCAAGGAGACAUGUCAGGAUUGAUCCCUUUACCAAAUGGGAGCUUAGGAAGACAAGGGGGGGCCUUCCCGAAGAACCUACAUGCUGAAGACUCUUCCCGCCUCGUCCAUACAUUUUCUCCUGAAGAAAAGUGGCCAGAGGAAAUGGAGUCCACCAAUGUAGACUUGAGAGUUCCUCAGUUAUACUACAGCCAUUCCUACAGGGGUGGAGGAAGGCGUGGCCAAGAGGACAGAGGAGGAUAUCGAGGGCGGAGCCAACGUGGACGGAAGGAUUAUAUAGGCCGAGGCAGACAAGACGACCAGUCCUACAGACAUUACGGGAGACGAGGUGCAGGGCCACAGUUGCCAUAUCAGUGACGCUGAAUGUUGUUUUGGUUUACAAUCAUAUCAGAUACAUGAAAUCUGUUGUUUUGAGUUUUGCUGGGUGUCUUUUGGGAUGUGUUAUUGAUUAGUUGUUUUAUCUAAUCAUUUUUAACCGUUUUGUCUUUAUCCUCACAUUCUUGCUAAUCGAAGCAACAUGGCUUCGCCUGUUCUGAUGUCACACAACCCCUGUGAAAAUGUAAACUGCAUAGGUAAUAAAGUCUAAUAAAACAUUUUGUUUUAAUGAGCACAAACUGAAUUUCCCGCAUGAGUGCACUUAAAAGCAAAAAUGAAUAAAGAUCAUUCCUUUAUUUUGGUUUGAGUCCUAAAGUUUUCAGAUCUAUGCAAAAUUGAUUUACGUUUAAUUUGUAUUAAAUUUAGAUUGUGCUACAAGGUGUUUUAAUAUGGAAUUUGUCCACACUGGUUCUCAGAGAACUUAAUUUAACUGAAAAACACUCCACUCGAUCUGCAUGGUGAGUAUAUUGGUGAUGGCAUCUCACCUUAAAAAAGGAAAGUGCCUUUAGUGUAGUGUAGAGUUUUGUCAAUGCAUUUUUUGGGACUUCUUGUUUGGUUUUCUUCAUGUCUGACCAUGCGUUUUCAUGCACUAUAAUCCCCAAGCAGUGGGUUCUGUGGAUGAAUGUUUGAUGCCAAAUGCCUGUAAUAACAUAUUUGAUCCAAAUAUGUGGUUUGAAACCAAAAACAACCGUUGUAUUAUCUAUUGUUCCCCAUUUUGACAAAUAAAACAGAAAGCCUAAGAAGA
This is a messenger RNA of Danio rerio (zebrafish), 5268 nucleotides long. The record is from RefSeq and is a predicted model, not a curated record. Lineage: Eukaryota; Metazoa; Chordata; Actinopteri; Cypriniformes; Danionidae.